Molecule: messenger RNA, 1234 nt
Organism: Monodelphis domestica (gray short-tailed opossum)
Lineage: Eukaryota; Metazoa; Chordata; Mammalia; Didelphimorphia; Didelphidae
Product: keratin, high-sulfur matrix protein, B2C-like
Cellular component (GO): keratin filament
Source: RefSeq, a predicted model, not a curated record
UUUGCCAGAAACCUCCAGACAUCAUGUCCUGCUGUAACACCUGUUCCACCAGCUUCUGUGGCUUCCCCAGCUGCUCUACUGGAGGAAACUGUGGAUCUAGCUGCUGCCAGGAGAGCUGUGGAACCGGCUGCUGCCAACAGGGAGGAUGUGGGACCGGCUGCUGCCAACAAGGUGGCUCUGGAAGCUGCUGUGGGCCCAACUGUGAGACCACCUGCAGGACCAGGUGUUAUCAACCUGAGUGCUGUGGAGGUGAGAGCUGCCGCACCAAAUGGUGCCGCCCAGACUGCAGGGUGGAGGGUACUUGCCUGCCACCCUGCUGCGUGGUCAGCUGCACUCCCCCAUCUUGCUGCCAGCUCCACCAUGCCCAGGCCUCUUGCUGUCGUCCAUCCUACUGUGGCCAGUCUUGUUGCCGUCCAGCCUGCUGUUGUCACUGUUGCGAACCCACCUGUUAAAAAGCCAAGAUGUCAAAAUCCUAGCUCAGCAUUGGUGAAGUAUUGACACUGGGUGCCAACACCAGGAAGGGGCAGGAUGGGGGGAGGGGCUGCUCCAUUCUCAUACUCUCCAGUUCCCAAGACAUUUUUUUGCAUGCCCCACCCUUUUGUCUAGCUGCCCAAAGUGAACACUUCCUCCUUCCACUCUCGGAGGUAAUGUGGGGAGCUCAAAGGCAGCUUGAAGUUGCAGUUUGGGCAAGCAAACUCAAAAACAUUUGUCAACGCUGCCCUAGCUCAUGGAAAUCACCAUGUCUUUGAAUUGAUCACUUUCUUAUUCAAUACUGCAACUUUUGGUUCUUUGUUCCAGUACUCCCAAGAAUAUAACUUGGUCUAACUUGAUUCAGGAUACAUGGCAGAGCUUCACUUCUAUUUCUCAUGGAUGAAGAAAUAUAUAUAUAUAUGGCCCAGGACACAGAAAAGAAAGGAACCUGACAAAUUAUUUUUAAAUUCUGCCUAUGUCUCUAAGGCUAUUGGAUUUAGUUUCUGUGGGACUCAGUUUUCUCAUCUGUAAAACAAGUGGGAUGGCCUCUGAGAUUCAGUCCACCUCCAAGUCUAGCUCAGGGAUCCUAAGAUCUUUUUAGCAAAACCCUCACUUACUGCUCACCAACGUCCCCUUCCUGAAGAACCCACAGCCAAUUUACUCUUUUCAGCAGUAUCUGCCUUCAGAACAUCUCUUUUCCAACUCACUAUUCUUCCUCUGGACUAUUAGAUUGCACUCAUCUUGAAAAGAAGAUAAUAUAAUC